ACCUAAAAAGUGAGAGUAAAAAAAAAAAAUCAGACCCGUUUACUUGUGAACUUAUCAUAAAUUUACCUUUGAUUUAUGCCUCGUUUUCUUCUUCUUCUUCUUUUUGGGGUUCCACCGGACAAGGGUAACCUAUAAAAACAAAGCCAUAGCAAGCCAACCACACACCACCGCCAUCGUUCUCGGAGCUCGUCCUUUGCGCACUUCUUCCCAGUGCGUGUACUUGGCUUACCUCCACUUUCACGGAAAUAUGAGCCACAACAGCAAGACCAGGCGGUUCAAGAACCACCACCCCCAUCGGGGGCAGUCCAGCCGAAGCCAUCAACUUCCGGAAGACGAGUCUCUGCCAUCUGACCAAGCAGCUGAAGAGGAGCCAGCAGGUCCGAAAAUCCAUCUUGCUAUGUGGGAUUUUGGGCAAUGUGAUGCAAAAAGGUGCACUGGAAGGAAGCUCUCAAGAUUCGGCCUGUUAAAAGAGUUGCGCGUGAAUAAUGGUUUUGGGGGAAUUGUUUUAAGUCCAGUUGGUACACAAUGUGUCUCAAAAGAAGAUUAUAGCUUAAUGAAGAGGAAAGGAUUAGCUGUUGUGGAUUGUUCAUGGGCACGAUUGGGUGAUGUACCUUUUGUGAAGCUGCGUUGUGCUGCUCCUCGUCUUUUGCCGUGGCUUGUAGCAGCAAAUCCAGUAAAUUAUGGUAGACCAUGUCAACUAUCUUGUGUGGAGGCAUUAUCUGCAGCUUUACUCAUAUGUGGGGAAGAGGAAACUGCAAAUCUGUUGCUUGGCAAGUUUAAGUGGGGUCAUGCUUUCUUGUCCCUCAACAGGGAACUUCUGAAGGCAUACUCCGAGUGUGAAAAUAGUGCUAAUAUUAUUUCAGUUCAAAAUGCUUGGCUUUCACAACAAAGACAAGUUCCAAAGGUUCCACCAGAAGUGAAAGAAGCACACUCAGCAUCUCUCGGUGGGGAUGAGAGCUCUUGUGAUUCAGAAGACGGGCUUCCGCCGCUUGAACGGAAUAUGAAUCAUCUGAACUUGCAGGAAAGUGAUGAAGAAAGUGAGUAGAUAGAAGGUUAUUACAUUUCCAGUUACAUGGUGAGGCACGAAUACAUGUCUUUGGCUUUUGUUCUUUGUGUAGUUAAAGUUAUUACUGUCCAGAAGGAAAAAGUGAUAAUAUCCCCGGUUUUAAGUUAUUUGCUUAAUCA
This is a messenger RNA of Alnus glutinosa, 1185 nucleotides long. RefSeq lists its product as uncharacterized. Gene Ontology annotation, molecular function: rRNA small subunit aminocarboxypropyltransferase activity. The record is from RefSeq and is a predicted model, not a curated record. The coding region runs from base 248 to 1045 and encodes 265 amino acids. Gene Ontology annotation, biological process: maturation of SSU-rRNA. NCBI's taxonomy places the organism in Eukaryota, Viridiplantae, Streptophyta, Magnoliopsida, Fagales, Betulaceae. The transcript has 10 exons.